AUCUUACGUCCUUCAAUCCAUUUGUCCGUGGAUGUAUGCAAUAUAAAAUUAAAAACAAAUCUUAAAAACGGCUUAUGUCUUCUUUUGGAGAUAGUCGUGGACAAUCACCGUCAGAUCCGACGGAUGCUGUGGAUGAGAAUGAUGUGACAACACUCUCGAGAAAUUCCAAGGAGAUCACGUCGUCAGAGUAUCACACUGACUCGCCCGGAGCGGUCACAGACGGCGAAAGUUGGGACGAAAGUUCGCAAGUUUUCAAACUAUCUAAAAAGGAGUAUCAAAAGUAUCGACGAUGGUAUUAUCAUGAUCUCAAUCUCGUUAAUGCUGUUGAAACCGCCGCGUCGAAGGACCUAGCCCAUAAUUUGCUUGGAUUUGCUUUGGAAAAGAAAGCACGUUUGCUGCAAAACGAGAAUGCAAAUAGGCAACCUUGGACGUCCAAGUUACGUGGGGUCGAUCGAGAAGAUGGUCCAUGGUUGAAGACUCUACGGGUGGCCAACGACUGGGUGGCUUGGCCACUUCCUCUGGACGAAUUCCCUCAACGAGGAUUGAUCUUGUCGGAUCCAAGGCCAGAAGCAUUUUUACGGCCUAGAAAAAGAAGGAGGAAGAUUGUGUCUCCAAUAACGGAGCUUGAGGACGCUCUUUGUAGCGUUGCUAUGGAACAUGCGCGGAGUCAAUUUGCUCAGUACAGUUCCGUCGACCCGGCAUCGCGAUCGGACCAUGCAGAGCAGGAGCAGGACACGCAGAUCCCAAACCUCGCCGACUUCGAAUUCUCGAUCGACGACGAUCACUCGGCUUCGGUGUUGAAGCCCGUGAUCCAACGAACCAUUCGUUUGAUGGACAAGCUUUUCGCUGGUCUCCAGACAUCCCAGGUCGCACAGCGCUCCGGUGGAUCCAUAAACAGCAAGCCGUCCGGGAGUACACAACAAACCUCAGGCGUGGAAAACCUCAGAGACUGGAGCGACGUUCUAGCAAUGGCCGCAGUCGUCGGUUGGGAUGCCAAUGUGCUCACCCGGACUAUUGAACGAUGUUCGAAAAUGUUCGGCGAGACGAUGUCUACUUUGCCCCUCAGCAGCCUCGAAGAACUCUCUAGUCGGACCGAAUGCAUUCCAUACAGAGGAGAGACACUUUGGAAUGAUCCAUCUGUUCAACUUCACGAUUUAGGCGGAGCAGAGCCUUUGCAGAAGAAGUCAACAGUGUCCUACGAAAUGUGAGUGUGUGACGCCAGAGCCGCAAAGGCGAACUCAGAAAGGGUCGUAUCGUACUUGCAACAUUUCGCUAAACACAGUGAUACCCAAUUUAUAUAGAACUGGCUAGAAAUAAAUGGAAAAUUUUAUUA
Verruconis gallopava is the source of this 1333-nucleotide messenger RNA. RefSeq lists its product as uncharacterized. The record is from RefSeq and is a predicted model, not a curated record. The coding region runs from base 75 to 1208 and encodes 377 amino acids. The transcript has a single exon. NCBI's taxonomy places the organism in Eukaryota, Fungi, Ascomycota, Dothideomycetes, Venturiales, Sympoventuriaceae.